Molecule: messenger RNA, 1609 nt
Organism: Apis florea (little honeybee)
Lineage: Eukaryota; Metazoa; Arthropoda; Insecta; Hymenoptera; Apidae
Gene: Hou
Product: GID complex subunit 8 homolog protein Houki
Molecular function (GO): protein binding
Source: RefSeq, a predicted model, not a curated record
UACACACGGUGCAUCAUUCGUACACGUCAAUUUUGGAAUGUAUAUAUCGAUUGUGUAUCACUACUAACAUUAAACGUCAUUUAUAAUAUUUCGGUAACAACUUGGUAAAAAUAUAUUUUCAGAAUAUUUCCAAUUUAUUCUUGAAAAAACGUAUUUAUAUAUCAGAAAAUACUUUUGAGCCAAAAGUGAAUCGUUUUUAAAGUGCACCCUUUGCAAUUAUAUCUUUAUUGAUGCUUGGAGUAACGAUAAGGAAUUAACUGUUGUGCCAAAUAGUCUUCGAAAUCUUUACCAGUAAGGUACUUUAAUUGAAUCUGUUCGCUAUAGUUUUGAUUAUUAUUUACUUAUUGUGAACAUCGAUGCUAAUUACUAAAGAACGAUGAGCUACCCGGAAAAACAGGAUAAUAUAACGAAAGAUGAAUGGGUUGCCAAGCUGGAAGAAAAUUCUUACACACAACGUGUCUCUAUGAACAAUUUAAUUAUGAAUUAUCUAGUUACAGAGGGAUUCAAAGAAGCUGCAGAAAAAUUUCAGCAAGAAUCUGGAGUGGAACCAACAGUGGAUUUAAGUUCUUUGGAUGAUAGAAUUCGAAUUAGAGAAGCAAUUCAAAAUGGUCGUAUUCAGGAAGCAACAGAUCUAGUGAAUCAGCUACAUCCAGAAUUAUUGGAUAAUGACAGAUAUCUUUAUUUCCAUCUGCAACAAUUGCAUUUGAUUGAAUUGAUUCGUACAGGAAAAAUAGAGGAGGCUUUGCAAUUUGCUCAAGACAGAUUAAGUGAAGCUGGAGAAUCAGAUGAUGUAAUUUUAUGUGAAUUAGAACGAACCUUAGCAUUAUUGGCUUUUGAUGAACCUCAUAAAAGUCCAUAUAGUGAUUUACUUCAUCCAACUCAUAGGCAAAAGAUAGCAAGUGAAUUAAAUGCAGCUAUAUUGAAGAUGGAGCAUAAAGAAUCAACUAGUCCACGAUUAAAUAACUUGUUGAAGAUGAUACUUUGGGCACAAGAUGAAUUGGAAAAGAAAAAAGUGAAAUAUCCAAAAAUGACUGAUUUAGAUGCAAAUUAAGAGAGAGGAAUGCACUGAUUACAACAAUUACGCAAGUUUUUAACAUUGCAAACUGAGGUUAUCGUUAUAAUUCUCUUCAUGUGUAAUACACCAUCGACACGAUAAAAAAAGUACAAGUUACCAGCUUGCAAAGAAGUUCAUCGAUAUUUUUUAAAUAAUACGAAUAUGUCAAGAAACGGACCAUUUUAAUUAAUAUCUGUGCAAUAUAUAAUAGAUGAGUUAUCGUCGCGAAAGUAAUUUUAACAUUACUUGAUUAUAAAUAUAUUAUACUAUGUUAUAUUACAGUAGAAUCAAUUAAGUAUCGAUAGUGUUUAUUAUAAAAAAUAGAGAGAUAUAGUAAUACAUUACUAAUAGUUUAGGAAUAAUAUAUGUAAUAAUUAUUCAAUGUGUAUAAAAAUUUAUAUUUGGUACUAUCGAUGUAGUAAAAAAAAAGAAAAAAAAAAAACGUGAACAAGCAUUUUAGGGAUUUUUGAAUAUAUAUUCCUCUCUCGGGUCGUGUUUAUAUCGCAUUCGAUUUUUAUAAAAACGUAAGGAAUAUUAAAUAAUAUUUGUCAUGUA